Spathaspora passalidarum NRRL Y-27907 is the source of this 602-nucleotide messenger RNA. RefSeq lists its product as uncharacterized. NCBI's taxonomy places the organism in Eukaryota, Fungi, Ascomycota, Pichiomycetes, Serinales, Debaryomycetaceae. The transcript has a single exon. The coding region runs from base 102 to 356 and encodes 84 amino acids. Gene Ontology annotation, cellular component: mitochondrial intermembrane space. The record is from RefSeq and is a predicted model, not a curated record.
AAAAUAAUAGACAGAGAGAAUAACUAAGCUACGUUUGAGAGCUAUCCACUAAUUUUAUUCCUUGAAAGAAUAAUAACCAACCUUUCGCAUACAAAGAGAACAUGUCCGAGGUCAACGAAACAUGCAAAUCAAAUGCCUGUGCAAUUCAAGAUUGUCUACUUCGAAAUGGGUACAAUGAAUCCAAAUGUACGAAAUACAUAGACGAAUUAUACCUCUGCUGCAAGCAAUUCUAUCAAGAGAAUGGUCCUGAAGCAUCCAGUGUUUGUUGUCCCAAAUUCAACUUACUUCAACUCAAAUUGAAGCAAAGGUCAUUGGGACAAAUAGAUGCUGAGCUAAUAGAACCACGUAGAAGAUAAAACAUGUAUAUAGAAAUACACUGAUUUUCAAAAGAAAAAAAUAAAGAGCUUAAGCUGUAAUUUACAAUGUAUGUUUAGAACCGCGUAGUCCUCCAUUCAAUCCAAAAGACUCGACAAAGCUGGGCUGGUAAAAACAUUAGAUCUAUGGCUUACCCGAGCACGAAGACAUCACAUAGUGAAUAAGAUUAUAUGUGGAGGAAAUAUCACAUAAUCCGUGACUCUAAUGGGCGCCAAUAUUAAAGACAU